Nematolebias whitei (Rio pearlfish) is the source of this 886-nucleotide messenger RNA. RefSeq names its product brain and acute leukemia cytoplasmic protein. Gene Ontology annotation, cellular component: cytoplasm. The record is from RefSeq and is a predicted model, not a curated record. The coding region runs from base 123 to 518 and encodes 131 amino acids. The transcript is spliced from 3 exons. NCBI's taxonomy places the organism in Eukaryota, Metazoa, Chordata, Actinopteri, Cyprinodontiformes, Rivulidae.
GAUGACGAUGGUGAUGAUGAUGAUGGGAACACAAACACCGUGAAGGAUGCUGCUGCUGCGCUUCUGAGACGAUCCCAGCUGGGUUUGAAGCCCGCAUCCCGCCGCAGCUUCAGCCACCCUGGAUGCGUUUCUCGAUGGGUUGCGGUGGGAGCCGGGCGGACGCGAUCAUCGAGCCGAGGUACCACGAAAGCUGGACUAGAGAGACCGAAUCGACAUGGCUUACGAAUACGGACGUAGAGCCCCCUGUGUCGGUUUCAAACAGUAAAGCUGUGGAGGCCAGUCUGAGGGAGAAGAGGAUGGUGACCACAGGCACCCAGUGUGGGAAGCAGGGCCUCUCCACCAAUGGCUCCAACCACCAGAGGAGACCCUCAGCACUCAGGCGCACCCUGAGUGAAAGUUCCCGUGACUCCAAAAGGAGGACAUCGAAGGAGGCCAGCUCGUUGUCAAAGGACAGCCAGUCGGCCAGCAUCAGCAGCGGCGGAGAUCCCGAACCAGAAAACAUGUGUGACGAGAGAUGAAAAGAAAAGGAGGGCUGAAACACAACGAGGAUGCAGAUGAAUUGAAAGCAGUUUAACAAUUAGCAGAUGAUGUUUGCUAUAGCGACUUUGCGGGAGCCCGGCUCUUGGCGGUUUGUAACACGAGCGCCUGCUUGCGUCUCCAUCCAAAGACCUCUGGAUGCUGCAUUGAUGUUGCAUGUGUGAGGAAGAGAGUGGCUCACAAAGUGUUCACACUCGCCGCCAUGCUUUUCUCCCAUGCUACAAGCACCAGUCAGGGAAUGUGUCACUGUGUUCACACAACUUUAUGAAGUACGUUUGAAAGGAAGAGACUGGCCCUUAUAUGCACACGAUAAUCACAAUCUGCACAUCGAAUGUGCUCUGUGUCGGGG